Messenger RNA from Penicillium brasilianum, 327 nucleotides. The record is from the annotation of a GenBank genome assembly. NCBI's taxonomy places the organism in Eukaryota, Fungi, Ascomycota, Eurotiomycetes, Eurotiales, Aspergillaceae.
AUGGACGCUCUCGCACGGCUCGAACGUGAGGACCCAAAGCUUGCGUUCCAAGCCGCAAGACUCAUCGGACUGUACCGGCGCCUGUGGGGGUCAUGCAUGGCAAAGCAUAUGGAGGGGAAGAAGUUGGACAAAGCAAAUGACGGCCUGAGGGAGACUCAACAAAAGCUGAUGAAUGACAAGAACAGAAUGCAGUCAAGCCAUGAUGACCAGCUGGCUCGGUUGCAUUUCUUUGAUCAGGCGCUGGAGUCAUCUCGACUCCGUUUGACGGAAAUACUCAAGGAAUGGAAUCGCUACUCUGAUGGCCUCGAGUCAAAGCUUGGUGAAUAA